AUGGAUUCAUCCAUCCCAAUUUUUGAAAAACCUCACCCUAAAGUCAGUGUGCUAGACUGGACACGAAAUAUUCAACGACUUCAGAAUGAAGCUAGGUUGCGUAGAUUUGAGUCGUACGAACUGAGACAAAGGGCUCACCAACUUCGUAAUGAAACGUCUGUUACUACUUAUUGGGAUAACUAUACUAACAACGAGUUAUUAAGAGACAGAAUAUUUCAUGUUCAGUCAUGGCGAGAGAAACAGAGGUUCACACGGGAAUGUUUACGGGAUGAGAUACGUAUUUUGAAAGAAGAGAAGAACUCUACAGAGCUACACUUAGAGUCUUUGCAGGUGCCACUGAUGGUAGUGUCGCAAUGCCUUUCAAAUAGAGACCAGAGAGUGCCUCCGGAAUUGACAAGAGAUCAACUUGGAGAAGAACUCAAUAAGGAACUCCAUAUUAUAGAGAACAGUAAACGCGUCUUAACAGAUAUUUGCCGCAUGGGCUGGGAGAAGAUUAAAGAAUUGCAAAACGUGUACUGCAGACUGGAUAGAGAGAUACAAAACAAGGAUGAAACGCUGGAUUUGGAAUAUUACGUCAAAGACUUGAAUAGAGAAAGCUCUAAUAUUUCCUAUCAGUUGGACCCCACAAGAAUCCCUGCAGAAUCAAUGACAGAAGAAAGUUAUGUACAUUGUAUAGAGAACACAAUAAAAAUUGCCAAUCAACUGAUGGACGAGUCCAAAGCCCUGAGGGAGUCUAUGUUUAAAAGCCGGGAACAGGCAAGGAAUCAAAUGUAUGCACAAUCACAAGAAGUAGAGAUGAUAAUGAGGAGACGAGUGUACGAUAUACAAAGAGCGAGGAACGAGAUGGAAUGGCAAAAGUAUAAGGUGAAGAUUAAAUCGUACCAAGAAGGAAUAUUUUUUGAUCUAAUAGCGUAUGAGAGCGUGGAAAAUUUCGACAUCCCUAAAUUGGAAACAAAUCUGCAAAAGGUAGACAGAGAGAUUGAGGCUCUACGAGCAGCUGUUGCUGAUAAAAUAAAUCCUACUAAAUUGGUAGAAACUAGACUGGAAAUACGUACUAGAAGACCUGUUCUAGAAAGAGUUCAGGAUAAACCGAUGCGCGGAUUAAUUGAAGAAUAUGAGAGAGUUCAUAUGAGCACGAGCAUGUUGGAGAAAAAACUAAACGAUGCUUUGACCACAUACCACGGAAUGUAUAAUCAUUAUCAGCGUAUUAUUAAGGACUUGGAGUACAAAAACCAAGCACUUGAAACGGAUAGACGUCUCAUAGAAAUUCGGAAACCAUUGCAUGGCCCUGACGAAACCAACUUUAAGAGAAACGUGGGCUACUGUCACAUGGCCGAUGAAUUGGUCUCGGAGUAA
Parnassius apollo (apollo) is the source of this 1356-nucleotide messenger RNA. NCBI's taxonomy places the organism in Eukaryota, Metazoa, Arthropoda, Insecta, Lepidoptera, Papilionidae. The record is from the annotation of a GenBank genome assembly.